AUUCUUUAUAUAUAUAUUCAUUCAUUAUUCAUUAAACCUAUAUAUUUUCUUCUACUAAAUUUCAUCGCAAAACCACCUUCUUGUUCUCCAAAAUCUUAGGAACAAUCCAAAGCUUGUGAUUUUCACAAAGAUUUAAAUAUCAAACAACACUUUAUUUCAUGGCCAUGGAAGCUAUAAAUUUCAAAUAUGAAGAGGAAUUUAUUGUUAAUGCAAAAGGAUUGGAGCUCUUUACAUGUCGGUGGCUCCCUGUUGAUUCCGAACCUAAAGCUUUGAUAUUUCUUAACCAUGGAUAUGGCAUGGAAUGUAGUGUCUCCAUGAAAGGAGCUGCAUCAAGGCUAGUGAAGGCAGGAUUUGCGGUUUAUGGAAUUGAUAAUCAAGGACAUGGGAAAUCUUCUGGGCUUAAGGGCUAUAUUCCCUCUUUUGAUGAUUGUGUGACUGAUUGCUCAGACUUUUUCACAAGUAUUUGUGAGAAAAGAGAGAACAAAAAGAAGAUAAGGAUAUUGUUGGGAGAGUCCAUGGGUGGAGCAAUGGUUCUCUUGUUGCACAGGAAAAAGCCAGAGUAUUGGGAUGGAGGGGUCUUGGUGGCACCCAUGUGUAAGAUUGCGGAUGAUAUCAAGCCACCUCAAAUUGUGAUUAAUGUAUUGACAAAACUUACAAAAUUUAUUCCAACAUGGAAGAUUGUCCCGGGUCAAGAUAUUGUUGAUAUUGCAUUUAGAGACCCUGAAGUGAGAAAAGAGGUUCGUAAUAACCCGUUAUGUUAUAAAGGCCGAGUGCGUCUACAAACUGCGAAUCAACUACUAAAUGUUAGUUUAGACCUUGAAAAGAGGCUCCAAGAGGUUACAUUUCCAUUUCUUGUCUGCCAUGGAGAAGCGGAUAAGGUGACUGAUCCCACCGUGAGCAAGCUCUUAUACGAUAAUGCAACAAGCUUUGAUAAGACGAUCAAGUUGUAUCCAGAAAUGUGGCACUCUCUCACGUACGGAGAGUUCCCUCAGAACAUAGAUAUUGUGUUUGGCGACAUCAUUAGUUGGAUUGAUGGGAGAAUUGCUAACGCAAACUCAAGAUUGGAGAGGGAACAAAAGAAUGCAAAUGACGACUUGAAGCAAACUUAAGUUGCUGGAUUAACCACGAACACGACAUACUUUAGAGCUAUUAUUCUCAAUACAUACACUGAGAUAUAUUGUUGUAAACAACAGAUUGUUGAAUAUUUAUAGUAAAGAUUGCAAUUGUCUCUUGUGUAACACUAGGAACAUGAUAACACAACUUCUAUUUCAA
Messenger RNA from Erigeron canadensis, 1272 nucleotides. RefSeq names its product caffeoylshikimate esterase-like. The transcript has 8 exons. Lineage: Eukaryota; Viridiplantae; Streptophyta; Magnoliopsida; Asterales; Asteraceae. Bases 159 to 1109 code for a protein of 316 amino acids. The record is from RefSeq and is a predicted model, not a curated record. Gene Ontology annotation, cellular component: membrane. Gene Ontology annotation, molecular function: lipase activity.